Messenger RNA from Saccharomyces kudriavzevii IFO 1802, 1203 nucleotides. It is a transcript of the gene RAD51, whose product is annotated as recombinase RAD51. Lineage: Eukaryota; Fungi; Ascomycota; Saccharomycetes; Saccharomycetales; Saccharomycetaceae. Gene Ontology annotation, molecular function: double-stranded DNA binding; ATP hydrolysis activity; ATP binding. The coding region runs from base 1 to 1203 and encodes 400 amino acids. Gene Ontology annotation, biological process: reciprocal meiotic recombination; mitotic recombination; DNA strand invasion. The transcript has a single exon. Gene Ontology annotation, cellular component: condensed nuclear chromosome. The record is from RefSeq and is a predicted model, not a curated record.
AUGUCACAAGUUCAAGAACAGCAUGUAUCAGAGUCGCAGCUUCAGUACGGAAACGGUUCAUUGAUGUCUACUGUACCAGCAGACCCUUCACAGUCCAUCGUUGAUGGAAGCGGCAAUAGUGGCGGUGGUGAAAUUGCGGAAACCAACGGCUCCGCCGUUGGUGCCGGGUUGCCGAAGCACGAUCAAAUGCAGGGCGAGGUGGAGGACGAAGAGUUCGAUGAAGCUGCGUUGGGUUCGUUCGUGCCUAUCGAAAAGUUGCAAGUGAACGGAAUCACUGCGGCAGACGUGAAAAAGCUAAGAGAGAGUGGGUUGCAUACGGCUGAAGCGGUAGCGUAUGCUCCCAAAAAGGCUUUAAUGGAAAUUAAAGGUAUAUCUGAGGCGAAAGCAGAGAAGUUGCUGAACGAGGCCGCACGGCUAGUGCCCAUGGGGUUUGUCACCGCGGCAGAUUUCCACCUGAGAAGAUCGGAACUGAUUUGUUUGACUAGCGGGUCCAAGAAUCUAGACACUCUCUUGGGUGGUGGAGUAGAAACAGGUUCCAUUACCGAGCUGUUUGGUGAAUUCAGAACAGGUAAGUCUCAACUGUGUCACACUUUGGCAGUAACUUGUCAAAUCCCACUAGAUAUUGGUGGCGGUGAAGGUAAAUGUUUGUAUAUCGACACCGAAGGUACUUUUAGACCCGUGAGAUUGGUGUCCAUUGCUCAGCGGUUCGGAUUGGACCCGGAUGAUGCCUUGAACAAUGUUGCUUAUGCAAGAGCCUACAAUGCAGACCAUCAGCUGAGACUGCUGGACGCGGCUGCUCAAAUGAUGAGUGAGUCCAGGUUCUCUUUGAUCGUGGUGGAUUCUGUCAUGGCUCUUUACAGAACGGAUUUUUCCGGUAGAGGUGAGCUAAGCGCCAGACAAAUGCAUUUGGCCAAAUUCAUGCGUGCCCUACAAAGACUGGCCGACCAAUUUGGUGUCGCCGUCGUCGUUACUAACCAAGUCGUCGCCCAAGUCGAUGGUGGCAUGUCUUUCAACUCAGACCCGAAGAAGCCAAUUGGUGGUAACAUUAUGGCCCAUUCUUCCACCACACGACUUGGUUUCAAGAAAGGUAAAGGAUGUCAAAGAAUAUGUAAAGUCGUGGACUCGCCUUGCCUGCCCGAGGCCGAGUGUGUAUUUGCAAUCUACGAAGACGGUGUCGGUGACCCCAGAGAGGAAGACGAAUAA